Glycine soja is the source of this 952-nucleotide messenger RNA. RefSeq names its product tobamovirus multiplication protein 2B-like. NCBI's taxonomy places the organism in Eukaryota, Viridiplantae, Streptophyta, Magnoliopsida, Fabales, Fabaceae. The coding region runs from base 30 to 491 and encodes 153 amino acids. The record is from RefSeq and is a predicted model, not a curated record. The transcript has 5 exons.
CAUAACACAGAUCAAUAAAGGGACGAAAAAUGGACCGCAGGCGAAAAUACCCAACACUAUUUACUACAACCAACGGACAAGCUUCGUUCUGGCGAAGAAUGGCGGCGCCGGGCUCAUCCGCCGGCGGCGGCGGAGGGACGGCGAAGGCUACGGUGGCGGAGCAGAUCUCGCAGGCGGUGCAGUCCACCUCCAACCUCCUCCACCUUAUGCGGCACUCUUCUCCUGCCCAGGCUCAACUGGUUAAGCUUCCUAAGAAUCUUUUGGCAAAGGUUUCCACCAUCAAGAAUACAGAGCAGGUUUUGGAGCAGUUGCCUGGGGUGAUAUCAUCUCUUGACGCACACAUGGAAAAUGGGUUGCAAAAUGUUCCACAUCUAAAGACCGUGGUUCAGGUACUUUCAAAUAUGGAAAGUAGCCAGCUUAGCUUGCUAUCCCGACCCCAUCCUCUCCAGAAGGAACUUGAACCAGGAAACCAAUCUCAAGGAACUGGUUAAAGAAUCUCGUGUUGCUUUAGGAGUUUCACCCGUGAUCAAUUCAUGCAGAUUUUGGAAGGUUUGGAACUGUGACUUGUUGUGUUUCCUUCUUGCAGUCUUCCUGCAAAUCAAAUAACAAUACCAUCCUCUGAUAAAGUGCAUGGUUAUUCAACUGAGAAACCUGUUAAAUAUUAGUGACAAUUGGGAAUCUUGUCCAAAGAAUUCAAGGCUAGGCUAUUAAUUGAUUGAUGGCAAUUGGGUAUCUGUAUUCUGUAAUGUAUGUCCAUUCAUUUUCAGCUUGUGCAUUUUUGUUUUUCAUCUUGCCAAAUGUUAUGUUCAAAGUGAUGUAACUUUUAUUUAAAUCAGUUUUGUUUUACUAGCUAUGGAAUGUCUCAAAGCUGAGUAAAAACCACUUACUCCUAUGAUGGCACUUCUACUCCCCAAGACAAUACAAGCUUUACAUCCCAAAUUCCCGUUGUUUA